GUAUUUUUACCGUAAAAUGGAUCCAUCAAAAAAUAAAAAACUAUAUAAUUCAAGGAAGCCAUCAAAAAAAAAAAAUCUGAGUUCUCGAAUGAAGGAGCUCUUGGGAAUUCGGAACAAAAACAAGCACAACCCCGAAGUAAUCGAACGUAUUGUGCAGGAACCAUUUUUCUUAGGAGUUGAUAAUCAACCACCGUGUUCGUCAAAGGAAACGAUCAGGCACAACCCCGAAUCAAUCAAAUCUGCUGUGGAACCAUUUUUCUUAGGAGCUGAUAAUCAACCACCAUGUUCGUCAAAGGAAACGAUCAGUAAAAUAACCAACUCGAGAGACAAUGGAAUUAAUGAUUGGGGAGUUGAAGAAACCUUACAUGAAUUGGUAACUGAACAAUCUACAUAUAGUAAUCAAUAUAUUGAGUAUGAAAGCUCCGGUAGACGAAUAGUAGAUAUCAAUUACGUUUUUCAUCAAAUUAAAAAUAGUGAUCACAAAGGGCCAUUUGGUUGUUCAUUUUUAAACAUGACGUUCAUUUCUGAAAAAAAACAUGGAUUAAGAUCAACUUUUAAGUUUAAAUGUGGUGUUUGUAAUAUUAUAAUGUUUAUUGACUCGGAAAAAUCGAAACCGGAAAAUUAUUUACCGAUUAACGAAGCUGCCGUUAGUGGAUCGAUAUCAGCUGGAAUUGGAUUUACGCAAUUGUCUGAAUUGUGUGCGACAAUGGAUAUUCCAUGUAUGGCGUCCUGUACUUAUAUACUAGUUCAAAAAUUUAUCAGCAAAAAAAUUCACGAUGUCGCAGAAGCACAAAUGAAAAUUGCCGGCGAAGAAGAACGUCGUUUAGCAAUAGAAGCAGGAUCAGUAGAUAUUGACGGAAUUCCUAUGUGCACGGUUGUCGCUGACGAACAAUGGUCUAAGCGCAGUUACAAAACUAAAUAUGAUGCAUUGUCUGGAGUGGCAACAAUAAUUGGUUACAGGUCGAGGAAAAUUUUGUUUGUGGGGAUUAGAAAUAGGUUUUGUGUAAUUUGCCAGAGGGCAAAAAAUAAAAAAUAAAAUCCACCUGAACAUACAUGUUUUUUA
Molecule: messenger RNA, 1063 nt
Organism: Myzus persicae (green peach aphid)
Lineage: Eukaryota; Metazoa; Arthropoda; Insecta; Hemiptera; Aphididae
Exons: 5
Coding region: 17-1036 (339 amino acids)
Source: RefSeq, a predicted model, not a curated record